AUGGCGGGGGCCGGGGCGGCUCUGCUCCUGCGGCUCGGCUGCCUGGCGCUGGCCGCGGGCGCGGGAGGUGGAGCUGUCCCCAGGGAGUCCCCUGGGCCUGCUGACAUUCAUGACUACCAGCAGCAGGCACCUGCCCACUCCUCAGCCCCUGCUGAGGCCCCCCAGGAGCAGUGGCACCCGCUGGGGGAGUGGCUGGGGCGGCUGGAGGCUGAGGUGACAGAGCUCAGAGAGCAGAACAAGGAGCUGCAGGCGAGGGUGAGGCAGCUGGAGGCUUGCGAAUGCCGCCCAGCCUCUCCCCAGUGCUCGGGGCUGGGGCGCGCCUGGCCUGAGGGGGCUCGCUGGGAGCCUGAUGCCUGCACGGCCUGCAUCUGCCAGGACGGGGCCGCGCGCUGUGGCCCCCGGACCGACCUGCCCCAUUGCCGUGGCUGCAGCCACAAUGGGCAAGCCUAUGGUGAUGGGGAGACCUUCUCCCCAGAUGCCUGCACCACCUGCCACUGCCUGGAAGGGGCCAUCACCUGUACCCAGAAGCCAUGCCCAAGUGGACCCUGCCCUGAGCCAGGAGCAUGCUGCCCACACUGUGAACCAGGCUGUGAGUAUGAGGGGCAACUUUACGAGGAGGGAGCCAACUUUUUGUCCAGUUCCAACCCUUGUCUCCAAUGCUCCUGCCUGAGGAGCCUGGUUCGUUGUGUGCCCAUGAAGUGCCCGCCCAGCCCCUGCCCUGAGCCAAUCCUGAGGCCUGGGCACUGUUGCCCAAUGUGUCAAGGAUGCACAGAAGGUGACUCUCACUGGGAGCAUGGCCAAGAGUGGACCACACCUGGGGACCCAUGUCAGCUCUGCCGGUGUCUGGAGGGCCACAUCCAGUGCCGCCAGCGAGAAUGUACCAGCCUGUGCCCCUACCCUGCCCGGCCCCUCCCAGGCACCUGCUGCCCCGUGUGUGAUGGCUGUUUCCUAAAUGGGCGGGAGUACCACAGCGGGGAGCCUGUGAGCUCUGAGGACCCCUGCUCCCACUGCCGCUGUGCUAACGGGAAUGUCCAGUGUGAGUCUCUGCCCUGCCCGCCCAUGCCCUGCAGACACCCAGGCAGGAUCCCUGGUCAGUGCUGCCCAGUCUGCGACGGCUGUGAGUACCAGGGACACCAAUAUCAGAGCCAGGAGACUUUCAGCCUCCAAGAGAGUGGCCACUGUGUGCACUGCACCUGCCAGGCUGGCGAGGUGUCCUGUGAGGAGCAGGAGUGCCCAGUCGCACCCUGUGCCCUGCCUGCCUCCGGCCCCCAGCUCUGCCCAGUCUGCGUGCUCCAUGGGGAGGAGUUUGCUGAGGGGGUCCAAUGGGAGCCUGAUGACCAGCCCUGCACUGUCUGCUCCUGUCAAGAUGGGGUGCCCACGUGCAGGGCUGUGCUCUGCACCCCAGCCCCCUGCCAGCAUCCUACCCAGGCCCCUGGUGCCUGCUGCCUCAGCUGUGAGAGCUGCACCUACCAUGGCCAAGUGUAUGUCAAUGGGCAGAACUUCACGGACGCAGACAGCCCUUGCCACACCUGCCGCUGCCAGGAUGGGACGGUGACGUGCUCCUUGGUCGACUGCCCUCCCAUGACCUGUGCCAGGCCCCAGAGUGGACCUGGCCAGUGCUGUCCCAGGUGCCCAGAUUGUGUCCUGGAGAAACAGGUGUUUGUUGAUGGUGAGAGCUUCUCCCACCCCCGAGACCCCUGCCAGGAGUGCCGGUGCCAGGAAGGCCGUGCCCACUGCAAGCCUCGCACCUGUCCCAGGCCCUCCUGUGCCCACCCGCUGCCUGGGACCUGCUGCCAGAAUGACUGCAGUGGCUGUGCCUUUGGUGGGAAAGAGUACCCCAGUGGAGCAGACUUCCCGCACCCCACUGACCCCUGCCGUCUGUGUCGCUGUCUGAGCGGCAACGUGCAGUGCCUGGCCCGCCGCUGCCCGCCGCUGCCCUGUCCAGAGCCGGCCCUGCUGGCGGGAGAGUGCUGCCCGCGGUGCCCCGCCACCGCCGCCGCCCCCACCGGCUGUCCCCGGCCCGGGGACGAGGUCCCCGCCCGCCACCAGGAGCACUUCUCUUUCCCCGGCGACCCCUGCCGCCGCUGCCUCUGCCUCGACGGCUCGGUGUCCUGCCAGCCGCUUCCCUGCCCGCCCGCGCCCUGCGCCCACCCGCGCCGGGGACCCUGCUGCUCCUCCUGCGACGGCUGCCUGUACGAGGGGAAGGAGUUUGCCAGCGGGCAGCGCUUCCCCUCACCCUCGGUCGCGUGUCACGUCUGCCUCUGCUGGGAGGGCAGCGUCAGCUGCGAGCCCAGGGCUUGCGCCCCUGCACAGUGCCCCUUCCCCGCCAGGGGCGACUGCUGCCCUGCCUGUGAUGGCUGUGAGUACCUGGGGGAGUCCUACCUGAGCAGCCAGGAGUUCCCAGAUCCCCGAGAACCCUGCAACCUGUGCACCUGCCUUGGAGGCUUUGUGACCUGCAGCCGCUGGCCCUGUGAGCCUCUGGGCUGCAGCCACCCUCUCACCCCAUCUGGGCACUGCUGCCCAACCUGCCAGGGAUGCUUCUAUCACGGGGUCACUGCUGCCCCUGGAGAGAUCCUUCCUGACCCACUUGACCCCACCUGCUCCCUCUGCACCUGCCAGGAAGGUUCCAUGAGCUGCCACAGGAAGCCAUGUCUUCCAGCUCUCUGCCGUCACCCCUCUCCAGGACCCUGCCUGUGUCCUGUGUGCCGCAGCUGCCUCUCUCAGGGUCGGGAACACCAGGACGGGGAGGAGUUUGAGGGGCCUGCAGGCAGCUGUGAACGGUGUCGCUGUCAGGCCGGCCAGGUCAACUGUGCACGGCUGCGGUGCCCACCCCUGCCCUGCCCGCUCCAGGUCACAGAGCAGGGGAGCUGCUGCCCUCGCUGCCGAGGCUGCCUGGCUCAUGGGGAGGAACACCCCGAAGGCAGUAGCUGGGAGCCCCCGGACAGCCCCUGCUCCUCCUGCACAUGUCAUGAGGGUGUCGUCACCUGUGCCCGCAUCCAGUGUGUCAGUUCCUGUGCCCAGCCCCACCAGGGGCCCAGUGACUGCUGUCCGCGAUGCUCUGACUGUGCGCACAACGGUCGGAAGUAUGAGCCUGGAGAGAGCUUCCAGCCUGGGGCAGACCCCUGUGAAGUGUGCAUCUGUGAGCCGCAGCCUGAGGGCCCUCCCAGCCUUCGCUGUCACCGGCAGCAGUGUCCCAGCCUGGUGGGCUGCCCCCCCAGCCAGCUCCUGCCCCCCAAGCCCCAGCACUGCUGCCCCACCUGUGCCCAGGCGCUGAGUAACUGCACAGAGGGCCUGCUAGGGUCUGAGCUGACCCCGCCAGAUGCCUGCUACACCUGCCAGUGCCAGGACCUGACCUGGCUCUGCAUUCACCGGGCCUGUCCUGAGCUCAGCUGUCCCUUGUUGGAGCGCCAUACCCCUCCUGGGAGCUGCUGCCCCGUGUGCCAGGAAUGCGUGCUGGAGGCCGAGGGCCGGAGAGUGGCAGAUGGAGAGAGCUGGCGGGACCCCAGCAACGCCUGCAUUGCUUGCACCUGCAUUCGGGGCCAUGUGGAGUGUCACCUGGAGGAGUGUCAGGCCCUCUCCUGCCCCCACGGCUGGGUGAAGGUGUCCGAGGCCGGCGGCUGCUGCGAGCUUUGCCAAGCCCCCACCCAGUCGUGCGUGCACCAGGGCCGGGAGGUGGCCUCCGGGGAGCGCUGGGCCCUGGACGCCUGCACCAGCUGCUCCUGUGUUGCCGGCACCGUGCGCUGCCAGAGCCAGCGCUGCCCGCCGCUCGCGUGUGGCCCCGACGAAGCCCCAGCCCUGAGUCCCGGCAGCUGCUGCCCCCGCUGCCUGCCCCGGCCCGCUUCCUGCAUGGCCUUCGGAGACCCCCAUUACCGCACCUUCGACGGCCGCCUGCUGCACUUCCAGGGCAGCUGCUGCUAUGUGCUGGCCAAGGACUGUCGUGGCGGGGACUUCAGUGUGCACGUGACCAACCACGACCGGGGUCGGAGCGGCGUGGCCUGGACCCAGGAGGUGACGGUGCUGCUGGGAGACGUGGCCGUGCGGCUGCUGCAGGGCAACGUGAUCACGGUGGACGGGCGCCCGGUGGCCUUGCCCUUCCUGCAGGAGCCGCUGCUGUACGUGGAGCUGAGGGGACGCACUGUGAUCCUCCACGCCCAGCCCGGGCUCCAGGUGCUGUGGGAUGGGCAGUCCCAGGUGGAGGUGAGCGUGCCUGGCUCCUACCGGGGCCACACUUGUGGGCUCUGUGGGAACUUCAAUGGCUUUAGCCAGGAUGAUCUGCAGGGCCCUGAGGGGCUGCUCCUGCCCACGGAGGCUGCAUUUGGGAAUAGCUGGCAGGUCCCAGAGGGGCUGGAGCCUGGCCGGCCCUGUUCUGCAGGCCGAGAUGUGGAUCCAUGCCGGGCAGUAGGUUACCGUGCCAGGCGUGGUGCCAAUGCCCGGUGUGGGGUGCUGAAGUCCUCCCCGUUCAGUCGCUGCCAUGCUGUGGUGCCACCUGAGCCCUUCUUUGCUGCCUGUGUAUAUGACCUGUGUGCUUGUGGCCCUGGCUCCUUGGCUGAUGCCUGCCUCUGUGACGCCCUGGAAGCCUAUGCCAGCCACUGCCGCCAGGCAGGGGUGACACCUGCCUGGAGGGGUCCUGCACUCUGUGUGGUGGGCUGCCCCCUGGACCGUGGCUUCGUGUUUGAUGAGUGUGGCCCACCCUGUCCCCGCACCUGCUUCAACCGGCAUGUGCCUCUGGGGGAGCUGGCGGCCCAUUGCGUGAGGCCCUGCAUUCCUGGCUGCCAGUGCCCCGCAGGCCUCGUGGAGCAUGAGGGCCACUGCAUUCCACCUGAGGCCUGCCCCCCAGUCCUGGUCAUGGGGGACCACCCACCCAGUGCUCUGCCCAGCCCCAACCAGGAGACCCAGGGGACACCCUAAGCCAGGAUUACCCCCAACCAGGACUCAUCAGACCAGAAGUCUCCCCUUGGUGAGC
Molecule: messenger RNA, 4963 nt
Organism: Cynocephalus volans (Philippine flying lemur)
Lineage: Eukaryota; Metazoa; Chordata; Mammalia; Dermoptera; Cynocephalidae
Gene: KCP
Product: kielin cysteine rich BMP regulator
Exons: 40
Coding region: 1-4908 (1635 amino acids)
Cellular component (GO): extracellular region
Molecular function (GO): protein binding
Source: RefSeq, a predicted model, not a curated record